Messenger RNA from Dama dama (fallow deer), 1524 nucleotides. RefSeq names its product inositol hexakisphosphate kinase 3 (gene IP6K3). Gene Ontology annotation, molecular function: inositol hexakisphosphate kinase activity. Gene Ontology annotation, cellular component: cytoplasm; nucleus. The record is from RefSeq and is a predicted model, not a curated record. Bases 1 to 1167 code for a protein of 388 amino acids. NCBI's taxonomy places the organism in Eukaryota, Metazoa, Chordata, Mammalia, Artiodactyla, Cervidae. The transcript has 5 exons. Gene Ontology annotation, biological process: inositol phosphate biosynthetic process; phosphatidylinositol phosphate biosynthetic process.
AUGGUGGUGCAGGACAGCGUGGACGCCCCCGGCGUGCCGCUGGAGCCCUUCCUGCACCAGGUUGGGGGGCACCUGAGCGUGAUGAAGUAUGAUGAGCACACGGUGUGCAAGCCCCUCAUCUCCCAGGAACAGAGGUUCUACGAGUCCCUGCCGCUGGCCAUGAAGCGCUUCACCCCGCAGUACAAAGGCACCAUCACCGUGCACCUCCGGAAGGACAGCCGCGGCCGUCUCAGCCUGGUUGCCAGCCCCCUGACUGAGAACCGGGGGCCCUUCACGGUCUCCACGGAGUCGGCAGCGGUGGCCAUAUGGCAGACCCUCCAGCAGAGCCCUGGCGGUGGCGCCCUCCCCCUCGCCCAGUGGCAGCACCCCCAGCUGGUACACUCGCUCACGGAGAGCCCGGCCACGGCGCUCCUGAGGUCCGAGCUCCACCUGAAGGCCCAAGUCCCCUCGCUGGUGGAAGACGCGAACGGGAACCUGACGGAGAAGGGCAGCUUUAACCCGUGGGGCCUCCGCUGCCACCGGGCCCACCUGCAUCGCCUGUGUGCCGAGUACCCAGAGAACCAGCGGCAUCGGUUCCUGUUGCUGGAAAACGUAGUGUCACAGUACAAGCAUCCCUGCAUCUUAGACCUGAAGAUGGGGACCCGGCAGCACGGGGACGACGCCUCAGAGGAGAAGAAGGCCCGCCACAUGCGGAAGUGUGCGCAGAGCACCUCGGCCCAUCUGGGCAUGCGCGUCUGCGGCAUGCAGGUUUAUCAAAGUGAUAAGAAGCACUUUCUCUGCAAAGACAAGUACUAUGGAAGAAAGCUCUCAGUGGCGGGCUUCAGGCAAGCGCUUUACCAGUUCCUGCACGAUGGGACCCGCUUCCGGACAGAGCUGCUGGAGCCCAUCCAGCGCCAGCUCCAGGCCCUCCUCUCGGUCAUUAGGAGCCAGAGCUCAUACCGGUUCUACUCUAGCUCCCUUCUCAUCAUCUAUGAUGGGCAGGAGACUCCACAGACGCCCCAUGGCAGCAACAUCAUCAAAGUUGACGUCCGGAUGAUCGACUUUGCUCACACAACAUACAAAGGCUCCUGGAAUGAACACACCACCUACGAUGGACCAGAUCCAGGCUAUAUCUUUGGCCUGGAAAACCUCAUCCAGAUCCUGCAAGGUAUUCAUGAGGGACAAUGAGACUUGUUGGGCCCAUCUGGACUUUUCCAGAGAAGAACUCUCCAAGGGGACCUGUUGGUAGUCUAGACCCCCCUGAGAUGUGUCUGUAAUAAUUCUAUCUAUGUUCAAAAGCCAUCUCUCCACAUGACAGGCUAUACUAACAGCUGCUAAGGACACCAGCUCUGGAGGUAAUGCACAUACCCUGGCAUCUUGCGCUCAUGCUGGCCCUCACAGGCUGCAUGUGAGGAUGAAACGGUGCCUUUCUGGAGUAAGGAAAGCUGCAGAGGAGUUAGGGGCCAGUGUCACAGCGAGAUUCUGCAGCACUUGCACUGAAGGACGCUUUCUUGUUGUCAUGCUGCGCUCUCACAAGCUGUGAGG